UAACUCUCUAGAUCCGGACCAGGUAUUGGGCAGGGGGGACGCCGGUCAGGAAGAGUCUCCCACAACCACCCUGUUGUGUAGGGAAGAGUCGGCGACAGAGCUUUGUAUCCUGGGAAUGCUAAGGGUCUCUUCUCGCCACCGCGUCUUACCCUACCCUUCGGAAGACAGUGCACUUUGACUUGCCUCGUCUAGUUACCUCUACCAUCCUCUACCAGCCGCAGAUUCGAGGGCUGGAGGUAGAAAACCGUACAAAACGGCCUCGGCGGCGCGUGCCGACCCAUCCUCCACCCAGUGGAGUCCAGGCAGCUGACUGGGUGGGUGGAUAGAAGGUCUUAAACUAUGACUUUACAGAAUGCCCUGUUUGUGGAGGCACCAAGGUACUAAGAAGUACAGCUUUUUUGCGUUUGUCCACGCAUUUAACAAACAUUUAUGACCGUCUAUGGGCUGGAUGUGGGCUAAGUAAGGUUCCUUGGGCUCUUCUGAGGAUCCAGCUUUUGGCCCUGACUAUAAAUCUUAACAGGAUAGGGAGACAAAUAAUAUAUGAACCAAAUGUAAUUCUCUGCGGGGAAUAAAUAGUUUAGAAGAGUCAGAGCUCAGAGUCUGAGAGAAGGGACAUUGUGGUAAUGGGGAUGGUUCUUAAACUGGGCCUUGAAAGACUUGGAGACUUGAAAAAAAGACUCCUUGGAAACACCCAAAGAAGGAAAAGUCAGGGACCCUGUCAUAUUCCAAGGUACUGAAGAGUUCAGACUUCAACAAAUGGAACUGGGGAAGACCCGAUUCAGCCCAUAACAAGUAGUAUAAGCCUAUUAUUUGGAAAUACAGAAAGAGGUAAACACCAGAAGGCAUAGCCAAGAAGCCAAGAGGGCCGAUCAUGGCUGCCUUUCUGCAGGGAGCCUGGAAGGUGGCAUAUGAUAAGGCAGUGUCAAAACUAGAAGACUGAAAUGCAAGGAAUCUUGGAGACAAGGGCUUAAUACAGACUGUCCUGCCUAGAGUUUCCUGCGCUGGUGUCCCGGAACUGUUGGGCUGGUGUGCAGUUGUUCAGCCUGCUCUUAAGUCUGACAGGAUCUUGGGGUGGCCUUCCUGACGCCCUUCAGAGCACACACAUCCAGUGACCUCUGAGAGUUGUAGAGGACUCAUUGAUCAUGACUUCUAUAAAGGAGCAGGCAGCAAUUGGCAGGCUUUUAAGUUUCUUACAAGAGUGGGACAAUGCUGGCAAAGUCGCAAGGGGUCACAUCCUCGACAAUUUCGUUGAAACCAACCAAGGCAAGACUGGCCCUGAAUUGGAGCAUGAAUUUUCCCAAGGAGCCAGUUUGUUCCUUGUACGCUUGACCACCUACCUUAGAAUCACAUAUAUGACUGGCUUAGGUUUAGAAAAGCUCCUGAGAUCCAUUGGCAUCUUCUUAUCAGCUGUGAGCAGUAAUCGAUACCUGAUAGAAUUUCUUGAGGUUGGAGGUGUCCUAACACUCUUGGAAAUACUUGGGCUAGAGAAGAUCAAGGAAGAGGACAAGAAGGAAUCCAUCAAGCUUCUGCAGUUUAUUGCAAACUCUGGCAGGAAGUACAAGGAGCUCAUUUGUGAAAGCUACGGUGUACGAUCUAUAGCAGAAUUUUUGGCAAAGUCUAAGUCAGAAGAGACCCAGGAAGAAGUGCAGAUUCUGCUGGAUUCUUUGGUCCAUGGUAACCCCAAGUACCAGAACCAGGUAUACAAAGGUCUGAUAGCUUUGCUGCCCUGCACCUCCCCGAAAGCUCAGCAGCUGGCCCUGCAGACUCUCAGGACUGCUCAGUUGAUCGUCGGAACCACGCACCCCAGCAUCGUGGACUGUGUGCUGAAGGUGCUGGGCACGAUGCACCUGGAAGUCCAGUACGAAGCCAUUGAGCUCAUAAAGGUCCUGGUGGACUAUGAUGUGCGCUUGCCACUGCUCAAGGGCCUGGUGGCACUGCUGAUCCCAUCAGUGAAGGAUGCCUCCCAACAGCACGCCAAGAUCCUGACUGCAGGCAGCGGCCGCCAAAGCUAUUGGGGUCCUGGCGCGCGGCAGCAUGAGCAUCGCCCAGGAGAUGCUGCACCUGCACGUGGUGCGCAGCCUGAUGGCCGCCAUGGGCAACACGGACCACACCAACAGCCAGCGGCUGGCCAGCCUCACACUGCAGGUACCCGGGUCCUGGCGGGGCUGCGGGGAUGCAGCCAAGCAGUUAUGGCCACGCUCACGGUCACACUGCCCUGCCUGCUCGUGGGUCAGUUCUUCGUGCAGACGUUCCCAGUGGUGGAGGAGCACGUGCGAAGGUCCAUGGGGGAGGAACUGUACCAGCUCUUCCUUAGCCAUGGUGAAGACUUGUACAUGGAAAUAGACAGCAUUCAGGCGGACAUCCUGGUGGUCAACCAGGUCAAUGUUGUCCAAGCAUUAGACCUCUAUGACAUCUCCAGUGGCAACUUGAACUUUUUUUGCGGCCCUGGGGAUCCCAGUCAGAUGGCCUAUGUCACAGACUUCCAGAAGGAUGGUGCAGAAUCAAAGGAGUAACAGAGCUUCGGGAAGCCCAAGGCUGUGUGACAGGAAAGCCUGGGGUCGAGCCCGAGGCUAUUCUACCCAGCCCCAGUGGAAGGCUGGGGGUUAGGCCUGCAGUGGGGCAGAAGGAGAGCAAUUAUGGGAAAGAGUCCAAUAAACAGUCUUGCUUGCUA
Messenger RNA from Heterocephalus glaber (naked mole-rat), 2671 nucleotides. The record is from RefSeq and is a predicted model, not a curated record. NCBI's taxonomy places the organism in Eukaryota, Metazoa, Chordata, Mammalia, Rodentia, Bathyergidae.